Molecule: messenger RNA, 1959 nt
Organism: Pseudovirgaria hyperparasitica
Lineage: Eukaryota; Fungi; Ascomycota; Dothideomycetes; Acrospermales; Acrospermaceae
Product: ABC transporter family protein
Exons: 3
Coding region: 227-1597 (456 amino acids)
Biological process (GO): translational initiation; translational termination; ribosomal subunit export from nucleus
Molecular function (GO): ATP hydrolysis activity; ATP binding; ribosomal small subunit binding
Source: RefSeq, a predicted model, not a curated record
CAAACAGCUUCAAGCUCCACAGAUUGCCUUUGCCUCGACCCGGUGAAGUGCUCGGGUUGGUUGGAACAAACGGUAUCGGGAAGAGCACAGCCUUGAAGAUUCUUAGUGGAAAGCUGAAGCCAAACUUGGGAAGAUAUGACAACCCUCCUGACUGGGCAGAGAUCCUGAAACACUACCGUGGAUCAGAGCUUCAGAGUCAGUUACUCUCUUCUCGAAGAAACUCCAAAUGCUGAUGAGCGUAGAUUACUUCAAGAAGGUCCUCGAAGAUGAUCUCAAGUCUGUCAUUAAGCCACAGUAUGUCGACCAGAUUCCAAGGGCUAUCCGUGGCCCUGUGAAAAGCGUUGGUGGUCUCAUCAAAUCACGCGCAACUAUGGAUAACCUGGAGGAGAUUCUGGAUGUACUUGAGCUAAGACAAGUCAUCGACCGAGACGUCAGUCUUCUCUCUGGUGGCGAGCUGCAACGAUUCGCUAUUGGAACGACCUGCGUGGCCAAAGCUGAUGUGUACAUGUUUGAUGAACCAUCGUCCUUCUUGGACGUCAAACAGCGUCUCAAUGCCAGUAAGAUGAUCCGCAGUCUCCUUCGCCCUGACGACUACGUGAUCGUGGUCGAGCAUGAUCUGGCAAUUCUUGACUACCUUUCCGAUUUCAUUUGCGUCUUGUACGGCAAACCGGCUGUCUACGGUGUCGUGACUAUGCCUGCAAGUGUCCGCGAAGGCAUCAACAUCUUCCUUGACGGCAAUAUUCCAACAGAGAAUCUGCGCUUCAGAGAGGAGUCUCUCACAUUCCGUGUCGGUGAGGCUGGUGAAGAGUUCAUCAUGGACCGCAGUAACGACUACGGGUAUCCCAAGAUGGAGAAGACCCUGGGCGACUUCCACCUGAGCAUCGAAGCUGGCUCCUUCACCGGCUCUGAAAUCAUUGUCAUGAUGGGCGAGAACGGCACUGGCAAGACGACCUUCUGCCGUAUGCUCGCAGGCGCAGAGAAGCCCGACGGCGGUAAAUCCAUUCCGCCCAUGAGCAUCAGCAUGAAACCACAAAAGAUCACCCCCAAAUUCCAGGGCACCGUGCGCCAGCUUUUCAUGAAGCAGAUCCGCGCCGCCUUCCUCAACCCCCAGUUCCAGACCGACGUCUACAAGCCGCUCAAGCUCGACGACUUCAUCGACCAGGAAGUGCAGAACCUGUCCGGUGGUGAACUGCAACGUGUUGCCAUCGUGCUCUCUCUGGGCAAGCCCGCCGACAUCUACGUCAUUGACGAGCCCAGCGCGUACCUCGACUCCGAGCAGCGCAUCAUCGCCGCCCGCGUCAUCAAGCGCUACAUUAUGCAUCUCAAGAAGACGGCCUUUGUCGUCGAGCACGACUUCAUCAUGGCGACAUACCUUGCCGACCGUGUCAUUGUCUUUGAGGGCCAGCCGUCCAUUGAUUCCCGCGCCAAUUCGCCCGAGAGUCUCCUGACCGGCUGUAACAAGUUUCUGAAGAACUUGGACGUCACGUUCAGACGCGAUCCCAGCACGUACCGCCCGCGUAUCAACAAGCAGAACUCGCAGCUUGACCAGGAACAGAAGCUCUCCGGGAACUUCUUCUUCCUAGAGGAAGAGAGUUGAAAUUGUUCUUCCUGAAAGCUUCCCAAAGACUUAUCCGGCCGCGUCCCGGUUACCAGAGUCGUUAUGCAAGCGUGAUGCACCAUUCUUCAGCCCCACCGUGACCAGUCUUGUUCGGUGCGAGAACGAACAGCUACUGCUACGCAGUUGAGGAUAUAUUGAACUGGGCAUGGACGAGGACGUCACAGAUGAAAGUGCACGAGUAGAGACGAUGAUGAAACUGGCAAUAAAUAUAUUACAUUUUCGUGAUUUUUAAGAGCAAAACGGGCCUACUAGUGCUUCCAGACGAGCGUGCAUGUUUCAGAGUGCUGCUAAAAGCUGGACUUAUGUUACGCUUCACACCGAAGCAAUGCUGUGCUAUUGUG